Xiphophorus couchianus (Monterrey platyfish) is the source of this 2147-nucleotide messenger RNA. RefSeq names its product E3 ubiquitin-protein ligase TRIM21-like. NCBI's taxonomy places the organism in Eukaryota, Metazoa, Chordata, Actinopteri, Cyprinodontiformes, Poeciliidae. The transcript is spliced from 3 exons. Bases 128 to 1663 code for a protein of 511 amino acids. The record is from RefSeq and is a predicted model, not a curated record. Gene Ontology annotation, molecular function: zinc ion binding; protein binding.
UUCAUUUCAUCAGCAGAGCUGGAGUCCAGAUCAAACAACUCAGAAACAAACAGUGAUCCAAACGUUUUUGGCCCAACUUCACCAACUUACAGGAAGUUUGGCUGAACGCAAAGAUCCAGGAGUAAAAAUGAAGGCAGAGGAUGUCUUGAAAGCUUUGGAGGAAUUAAGUGAGGAAGAGCUUAAAAAAUUCAAAUGGUUCCUGCAGCAACCUGAGACUCUUCCUGGACUCCCAACGAUCAAGAGGGCAUAUCUUGAAAAAACCCAAAGCAUUGACAUUGUGGACUUGAUGGUGCACACCUUCACACUUCAAAAAUGCCUGGAGGUGACCAGCACAAUUUUAGAGAAAAUGAGCAGGAAUGACCUGCGGCAGAGAUUAAUUCGCUAUGAAAAUCCAGAAAACAAGAUGGAUCGGCCUGUGGCACCUCCACGUCUGACGAAACAAAGGCUGAUGAAGUCAAUGAAAAACCUGGAGGACAGGAUGUGUGGGAAGCACUUAAAACCUCUGGAGCUGUUCUGUAGGACCGACCAGACCCAUGUCUGUGCAUUCUGUGUUUUAGACCACAAGAACCACGAGCUGGUUCCUUUGAGAGAAGAAUCUGAAGGAAAGAAGGCAGAGCUGAGGAAGACGGAGGCUGAAGUUCAGGAGAUGAUCCAGGAGAGACGACUGAAGAUCCAGGAGAUCAGAGAGUCGGUGAAGAUCAGUAAAGAUGCUGCAGACAGAGAGAAAGCAGAAGGUGUUCAGGUCUUCACAGCUCUGAUAGAGUCUGCUGAGAGAGGCCUGAAGGAGCUCCUCAAGGAGAUCCAAGACAAACAGGAAACUACAGAGAAAGAGGCUGAAGACUUCAUCAGAGAUCUGGAACAGGAGAUCUCUGAGCUGAAGAAGAGGAGCUCUGAGGUCAAGCAGCUCUCACAGGAUGAAGAUCACCUCCACCUCCUCCAAAGCUUCUCCUAUUUGACAGAUGCUCCACCUGUCACGCACUGUGUAGAGGAAAGAGUUCAUCCACCAUCAUAUGAGGGGACUGUGAAGAGAGCUGUGAGCCAGAUGAAGGAGACUCUCUGGGCAGAUAUGGAGAAGAGGUUGGAGAUGAAGAGGAUCCAGCAGUUUGCAGUGGAUCUGACUCUGGAUCCUGAUACGGCUCAUCCUAAACUCAUCCUGUCUGAUGAUAAAAAGCAAGUGAAACAUGGAAAUGUUUGGAAGAAUCUUCCAGAGUAUCCAGAGAGAUUUUCUCUGUUUACUAAUGUUUUAGCAGAGCAGAGUUUCACUACAGGCAGAUUUUACUUUCAGGUUCAGGUUACAGGAAAGACUGACUGGGAUUUAGGAGUGGCCAGAGAAUCUGUUGAGAGGAAGGGAGAGACUGAUCUGAGUACUGAGAACGGUUUCUGGACUAUUAUAUUGAGAAAUGGAAAUCGGUACGUACCAGGUGAUGACGAUUCAGUUAAUCUCCAUCUCCAUCCUGGUCCUCAGAAGGUGGGGGUGUUUGUGGAUUAUGAGGAGGGUCUGGUCUCCUUCUAUGAUGUAGAUGCUGCAGCUCUGAUCUACUCCUUUACUGGCUGCUGCUUCAAGGAGAAACUCUACCCAUUCUUUAGUCCUUUUCUUAAUCAAGGUGGUACAAACUCUGCUCCUCUGAUCAUCUGUCCUGUUAAUCAAGGUGGUUGUUGCUAAAUCACCUUGAAGAAUAAAUCAAAGACACUCUGCAGGUAAAGUCCUGCUGGUGGAAAAGUGAAAUAAUCUUUAAUUUGUCCUCAACAGUUCAGUUCGUAGCUGGAUUAUUUGCUGCAGUUACGUCUGAUUGUUUAUAUUUUUCUCCACAUUCUGAAAUUUUAUUUUAUUCUUGUAAUUCUUGAAACCAUUACAUUUUACUUGUUGGAUAAUUACUAUUAAUAUAAAAUUUCUUAUCCAGAAAAAUUAUUUCCGUUUCACAUUUUUCCUGUGAAAUAUUUGUGGGUAAAAACAAAUCAUUGGUAAAAGUAAAAAAAUUUUAAUGAUUGCUGCUGAUAUUUAUUAAUAUUUGGACUUAAAUAAAGACAAUAGUAAAGGAAACAUAAGUUGCUUUAUUUAUUUAUUACAGCAGUCAUCUUAACUAAUCUGCUUACAGCAGAUCUGUGUUAACAAACCACACCAUGUGGCUAAUGUCCUGUCUCUACAG